AUGUUCCCCAGCAAGGUUACCACUGAGCAGCAGUCGCUGGUCCUCGUGAAACGGCUCUUGGCUGUGGCCAUUUCCUGCAUCACGUACCUCCGUGGCCUCUUCCCCGAGCACGCCUACGGCACCCGCUACCUGCAGGAUCUUUGUGUCAAGAUUCUAAGGGAGGACGACAGCUGCCCCGGAUCCACCCAGAUUGUGAAAUGGGUGAUGGGAUGCUACGACGCUCUCCAGAAGAAAUAUCUCCGGAUGCUGAUUUUAGCCAUCUACACAAAUGAGGAAGACCCUCAGACGAUCACAGAAUGUUACCAGUUUAAGUUCAAGUACCUGGCGAGUGGGCCCACCAUGGACUUUGCAAGCAACAACAAGAAACUCAGCAGCACUGUGAGCUGUUCGGACGCGAAGAAAGCCAGCAUCUUGCUGAUUCGCAAGCUCUACGUCCUGAUGCAGAGCCUGAGACCCCUCCCCAACGAUAUCUGCCUGAAAAUGAAGCUGUCCUACUAUGAUGAAGUGACUCCGCCAGACUACCAGCCUCCUGGCUUUAAGGAGGGCACCCUGGAUAACAUGAUGUUCGAGGGGGAGCCCGUCUUCCUGAGCGUGGGCGAGGUGGCCACCCCCUUCCACAUCCUGCGGGUGAAGGUCACCACGGACAGCGAUCGCAUGGGGCAGCUAGACCGGGAGCCGCGGGAGGAGGAGGAGGAGGACGGCCCCACUGCCCGGACUGUGGAAUCCGAUCCAAACGAGCAAGUGGAAAUUAAUGUGAGAGGCCGUCCGGCUCUGUCGUUACCUUCCCCUCAGGGGGUGGGAGGUCUCCAGGAGCUGGGGUUUCAGUCAGAUACCUCAGCUUACAUCCCGAAUUUGGGAGUCUGUGCCAUGUCUGGUAUCGAAGGUCCCAGACAUGACGAGUGGAGACCAGGACAGCGCAGGGACCCUCCGGCCCACGGUGUUGAUUGUUUGCCAGCGGAAAGCCCCACCACCUCCCAGCUGAUUGUUCCCGUGAACGAUAACGCCGAAGCGCAAAACACAGAGGCGAGGGCAUUGCCCGAGGCUGAGGAGACGGUGGACAAGCCAAGCCCCGGGAAUACCAGCCCUGCUUCGGCGAUGGAAAAUUUGGUGAACCAGACCUCGGAUAUGAAACUAUCGGGGAGGCGAACCCGGAGCGGGAGGCUGUUCGAAAUCAAGUCGGAGAGUGCGGCCCCGGUGGGUAGUGAAGACAAGAACCGGUGCAAGAGCUCCCAGAGAAAGGCAGCUGGCAAGAAGAGAAACUGCUCAGAACCCGAUAAACCCGUUUUCCAGUUCGAGGUUCCUUGCAGCCAGGACGAAGUCUUCACCCGGAAACGCAAGAAGUUCAGCGAGCCAAAGGAGCGAUUCCGUUGA
Hemiscyllium ocellatum (epaulette shark) is the source of this 1371-nucleotide messenger RNA. RefSeq names its product HORMA domain-containing protein 1-like. The record is from RefSeq and is a predicted model, not a curated record. The coding region runs from base 1 to 1371 and encodes 456 amino acids. The transcript is spliced from 13 exons. NCBI's taxonomy places the organism in Eukaryota, Metazoa, Chordata, Chondrichthyes, Orectolobiformes, Hemiscylliidae.